Pistacia vera is the source of this 2220-nucleotide messenger RNA. RefSeq names its product tRNA (cytosine(34)-C(5))-methyltransferase-like. The record is from RefSeq and is a predicted model, not a curated record. The coding region runs from base 87 to 1853 and encodes 588 amino acids. Gene Ontology annotation, molecular function: RNA binding; tRNA (cytidine-N5)-methyltransferase activity. Lineage: Eukaryota; Viridiplantae; Streptophyta; Magnoliopsida; Sapindales; Anacardiaceae. Gene Ontology annotation, biological process: RNA methylation. The transcript has 9 exons.
UGCAAAUGAUCUUGAUGUCCAAAGGUGUAACCUACUCAUCCCACCAACAAAACGAAUGUGCACUGCCAACUUGAUUGUCACAAAUCAUGAAGCCCAACACGUUUCCUGGCUGUCGCUCAAAAUCUAAUGCUUCUGAUAAAGAAAUUGAAUUGGAGUCAAACAUCAGUCAGCUUCUGUUUGACCGUGUCUUAUGUGAUGUUCCUUGCAGUGGGGAUGGAACCCUGCGCAAGGCUCCAGAUAUCUGGAGGAAAUGGAAUGUAGGAUUGGGCAAUGGGCUCCAUAGCCUGCAAGUUCAGAUAGCCAUGCGAGGUAUGUCUCUACUUAAAGUCGGUGGAAGAAUGGUUUACUCGACGUGCUCCAUGAAUCCAGUUGAGAAUGAGGCGGUGGUUUCUGAGAUUUUGCGCAAAUGUGGAGGAUCUGUUGAACUUGUUGAUGUCUCAAGUGAGAUUCCUCAGCUUAUUCGUCGGCCAGGUCUUAGAAGCUGGAAGAUACGUGACAAGGGUGUUUGGUUAGCUUCCUACAAGGAUGUCCCCAAAUAUCGCAGAACAGGGAUUAUUCCCAGCAUGUUUCCUUCUGGCAGGAGUGAUGUGGAUCCAACUGACAAUGGCCAUAAGCAGGAGAAUGGCACCAAUGGAAAUUCUGAAGAUGCACUUCAGCCAACAGAGGAUGCUAUGACUUCAGUUGAUGAUUUGGAUGUGGAGGUUUCUGAUCUUCCAUUAGAACGUUGCAUGAGGCUAGUACCUCAUGAUCAGAACUCUGGAGCCUUUUUCAUUGCUGUCAUCCAGAAAGUUUCCCUGCUGCCAGUAGUUCAGGAGAAAUCUACCACUCCACAAGGAAAUUUGGUCCCUAAAAAGGAUGAUGAGCCACGUAUAACAUUAUCAAAUCAAAUUCCUGAAGAUAAAAAUGGAAAGGUGGAGGUAGCAGAUGGUGCAAAUGAGAUGUGUCCAGAAGGCAUUUCAGAGGCUAAUUUAAUUGAUAAUGAAGAAGAGGGGGCUGCUUUGGAACCGGAUUCUUUUAAUGCAUGUGAAAACCAUGACACAGAGGAAACUGAAGUGCCUGUUGAUAAGGAAACUGGUUCUGGAAGAACCGGGGAGAAGAGGAAGUUACAGAUGCAAGGAAAAUGGAAAGGGGUUGACCCUGUUGUUUUCUUCAAAGACGAAACUAUUAUCAGUAGCAUACAGACAUUCUAUGGGAUUGAUGAGUCCUUUAUGCUCUAUGGCCAUCUUGUCACAAGAAAUAGUGAUGCUAACCAUGUGAAGAGAAUUUACUACGUUUCAAAGUCAGUGAAGGAUGUUCUUGAACUAAAUUUCCGAGUUGGGCAGCAACUUAAGAUAACUUCUGUUGGCCUGAAAAUGUUUGAGCGGCAAACAUCCAGAGAAGGGACCACUGCACCAUGUUCAUUUAGGAUAUCAUCUGAAGGGUUGCCAGUAAUUCUUCCAUACAUCACCAAGCAGAUCCUCUAUGCUACCCCAACCGACUUCAAGCAUCUAUUGCAAUAUAAAAAUAUCAAAUUUGCGGACUUUGUUGAUGCUGAGAUUGGUCAGAAGGCAUCAAAGCUAAUGAUGGGUUGCUGUGUGAUAGUACUAAAGAGAGGUGGCAAUGCUUUGCCAGAUCCUGUCCAAGUUGAUGAAUCAACAAUAGCCAUAGGAUGCUGGAAAGGCAGGGCCAGUUUGAGUGUGAUGGUUACAGCUAUUGACUGCCAGGAGCUGCUAGAAAGGCUUUUAAUGCGUAUUGAGACCGAGAAGGACAAGUCAAUGCAGGAAAACAAUGUUGAGACAGCUCAAGUACAGGAUCUGGAUAAUACUGGAAAGAAUGAAGGGACCGACUCUAUGGAAGUAGGUAUAAAUGGUUGAAAGUAACAACAAUUUUUAGUUACCAGACUCCCUACAUUGUACUUUAAAGCUUAUAUUGGUCUUUAUCUUAGCAAAACUUCUUGUCUUGGUUAUUACAAUUUUACCAUUACUGAUUCUAUUAAACAUGUAUGUGAUUGUGUAUUUUUGCCGCAGUGGCAAUUGCAAUUUUGAGAAUGAAGUAUUAGGAAAUUGCAGCUUCUUUGUAUGCUAUUUGGAUGGUAAAAGCAGCAUGAGUAAAUCGUGCUGGAGUGUGUAUAAGCUUUCGCCAGGAAACUGUUUUUGAAGCCACUGAUUAGAUGGAAAGAAGCCAAAGCCACAAUCUUGGUUAUUUCAAAUAUAAUUUACUGCAGUUUCUUCAUUACUUUUG